This is a messenger RNA of Myxocyprinus asiaticus (Chinese sucker), 906 nucleotides long. Its product is annotated as granzyme G-like. Lineage: Eukaryota; Metazoa; Chordata; Actinopteri; Cypriniformes; Catostomidae. Gene Ontology annotation, molecular function: serine-type endopeptidase activity. Bases 44 to 802 code for a protein of 252 amino acids. The record is from RefSeq and is a predicted model, not a curated record. The transcript is spliced from 5 exons. Gene Ontology annotation, biological process: proteolysis.
UAAAUGACUGUGGUGGAUCUCGCAGAAGCAUCUCACUACCAGGAUGAGUGCAACAUAUAGCCUAUUGGUCUCUGUGGCUUUAAUAAGCCUGACACUGACUGGUACAUAUGGAGCUGAUAUCAUCAAUGGGAAACAAGCCAAGAAGAACUCCCUGCAGUACAUGGCAUCAGUGCAGGUUGACGGAAAGCACAAAUGUGGAGGAUUCCUGAUUGAUCCAAGCUACGUGCUUACAGCUGCACACUGUGAUCAAAGAGGCAACAUGACUGUGAUCCUGGGUGCCCACAACAUCAAUCCAGACAGAAAAAAUCUGAGAAGAUACACUGUGCAAAAUAAACACAAGCACCCACACUUCAAAAAUGUAAAAACUGGAAGUGACAUCAUGCUUUUAAAGCUAUCACAGAAACUGAAAACAAGCAAAGAUGUGAAAAUUGUGAAAAUCCCUGGAAAGGGUAAGCAAGUGAAGCCAAAUUCGAAGUGUUUGGUUGCGGGAUGGGGCCAAACUGAACGGAACGAUGAGGUGAAUGAUCUGCUGUUUACUGAAGUCUCAACUAUCAGAUUGACUGACUGCCAGAUGUUGUGGAGAAAGCUGAAUAUGACGCUCCCCGAUAAUGUUUUGUGCGCUUGGCGUGUCAAAACCAAAAGUGGAGUGGGUAAGGGUGAUUCAGGUGGACCUUUGGUGUGCAGAGGGAUAGCAGCAGGUGUCGUUUCUUUCAAGAACGGGCCUGAGAAAGCUCCUAGCAUUUAUACUGAUAUUGUAAAAUAUAAGCAAUGGAUUGAGAACGUAAUCAAUGGAGGUGCUUGAUUUAACGUAUGCGACAUUGUGUUUUUUCUUUUGCAAUUCGUUAAAAACAAUCUAGGAAGCUUUUCUUGUGUCAUGCCAAUGUUUUGUAAAUGCUUUUCAAUAAA